This is a messenger RNA of Beauveria bassiana ARSEF 2860, 6657 nucleotides long. RefSeq names its product DNA polymerase family B. Lineage: Eukaryota; Fungi; Ascomycota; Sordariomycetes; Hypocreales; Cordycipitaceae. Gene Ontology annotation, cellular component: nucleus; epsilon DNA polymerase complex. Gene Ontology annotation, molecular function: DNA binding; zinc ion binding; single-stranded DNA 3'-5' DNA exonuclease activity. The transcript has 3 exons. Gene Ontology annotation, biological process: mitotic cell cycle; leading strand elongation; nucleotide-excision repair, DNA gap filling. Bases 1 to 6657 code for a protein of 2218 amino acids. The record is from RefSeq and is a predicted model, not a curated record.
AUGCCCAACACAAGCCUUCGGCGCCCGCAAAAGGGUUUCCGUCGAGGCGGCAAGUCUGCCUAUCAUGGCCCACGAGCGCGAACAUUUGCCGCCUCUUCCAGAGUUGAGGGUACUUCCGCAGACGAGAGAUGGGAGCGCGCCAAGCUGGCGCAAACCAUUGACGAGAAUAUGGGAUUCGCGCGUUACGAAAGCGGCAGAAGAAAAGAGGGCUGGCUUGUCAACGUACAGCCCACAGCGAUAGAAGAUGACAGGCUACCUGCUGGACGAGCGGCUCUCGACUGCUACUUUAUCGAACAAGACGGCUCGACUUUCAAAGCAACCGUCGAAUACAACCCAUACUUUCUCAUCGCUGUGAAGCGCGGCCACGAAUCCGAAGUCGAAGAAUGGGUGAAGAGAAUAGCUGGUGGCGGCGUCGUCAAGUCGAUACAGAGAGUUGAAAAGGAUGAUUUGAGCAUGCCCAACCACUUGCUGGGAUAUCGCCGCACGUACCUCCAGCUCAACUUUGCCAACGUCAAUGACUUGCUGGCCGCGAGAAGGGACAUCAUGCCAAUCGCGGAGAAGAACAAGAAGAAUAUGAGCGCUAUGGAUGCCUACGCCGAAGUCGCCACUGCCAAUGGCAACGGUAACUUCGACCUCUUUGACGAUGCACAAGAUGACCAACAACACAACGCCAACUCGUACUCCGAUGCCAGCGACUACAUCGUCGACUUGCGGGAAUAUGAUGUCCCGUACCAUGUCCGCGUUAUGAUUGAUCUAGAUAUUCGAGUCGGAAAAUGGUAUUUUGUCGAGGCAAAGCAUGGCAUCACGAAGAUCCUACCCAACCCAGACAGAUCGCUCCCGGCAGACCCUGUUGUCCUUGCAUUCGAUAUCGAAACCACGAAAAUGCCCCUCAAAUUUCCUGACGCUACGAUAGAUCAAGUCAUGAUGAUUUCGUACAUGAUUGACGGCCAAGGAUUCCUCAUCACAAACCGCGAAAUCAUUUCGGAAGACAUCGGUGACUUUGACUAUACACCCAAGCCAGAAUAUCCCGGUUCGUUCAUGAUUUUCAACGAGCCCGACGAAAAGGCAACUCUGGAUCGUUUCUUUCUUCACAUCAAAGAGGCUCGGCCCACAGUCAUCGCAACAUACAACGGUGACUUUUUCGAUUGGCCCUUUGUCGAAGCCAGAGCUAGCGUCAAUGGCAUCGAUAUGUAUCAUGAGAUUGGCUGGAAAAAGGAUACCGAUGACCAAUACAAGUGCAACUACAGUGUUCACAUGGACUGUUUUCAUUGGGUGAACCGAGAUUCUUAUCUUCCUCAGGGUUCUCGUGGUCUCAAGGCCGUCACUGUUGCGAAGCUCGGCUACGACCCCGACGAGCUUGACCCCGAACUCAUGUUGCCAUAUGCUAGCGAACGACCCCAGACGCUCGCCGAAUACUCAGUCUCCGAUGCCGUGGCCACAUACUAUCUGUACAUGAAGUACGUGCACCCGUUCAUCUUCUCACUUUGCACGAUUUUGCCUCUUGGUGGCGAUGAUACCCUGCGAAAGGGAACGGGAACGCUCUGUGAAAUGCUGCUCAUGGUGCAAGCAUAUCAGAGAGAGAUUGUAUUGCCAAAUAAGCAUGUUGCACCAAAGGAAGCUUUCUGGGAUGGCCACUUGCUUGAGUCGGAGACUUAUGUGGGUGGUCACGUUGAAAGUAUUGAAGCCGGUGUCUUCCGUGCAGAUAUUCCUGUCAACUUCUCUGUCGACACUGGUGCAAUUGACGAACUCAUAAGAGAUAUAGACGCCGCGCUGAAAUUCGUCAUUACCGUCGAGGAGAAGAAGUCUAUGGAUGAUGUCGAGAACUACAAUGAGGUCAAAGCACAGAUUCUUGCCAAGCUCAACCUCUUGAAGGAGACGCCCAAUCGACUUGAACGGCCACUCAUAUACCAUCUCGACGUCGCUUCCAUGUAUCCUAACAUCAUGACAACCAACCGUCUACAGCCUGAUUCUAUGAUUACGGAGUCUGACUGUGCUGCAUGUGAUUUCAACCGACCUGGAAAAACUUGCGACAGACGAAUGCCUUGGGCAUGGCGAGGUGAAUAUCUGCCUGCGAAGCGCGAUGAGUACAACAUGAUCAGAAAUGCUCUUGAGAAUGAGAAAUUUCCUGGCAAAUGGCCCAAUUCGCCAAUGCGGACAUUUCAAGAUCUCUCGGCUGAUGAAAGGGCCAACCUUGUCAGGAAACGACUGCAGCUGUACUCGCAAAAGGUUUACCACAAGAUACAUGAUUCCACGACCAUUGUCCGAGAGGCCGUUAUUUGCCAGAGAGAAAACCCGUUCUAUAUCAAUACUGUCCGUGAUUUCCGUGACCGACGAUACGACUACAAAGGGCAGGCAAAGGUGUGGAAAGGAAAGACUGAUGCGUUGAAGUCUUCCGGAGCAUCAGCGAGCGAGGUUGAGGCGGCAAAGAAGAUGGUCAUUGUAUAUGACUCAUUGCAGCUUGCACACAAGGUCAUUUUGAACUCCUUCUACGGCUACGUCAUGAGAAAAGGUUCUCGCUGGUAUUCGAUGGAAAUGGCCGGAGUGACGUGCUUGACUGGAGCUACUAUCAUUCAACUUGCCAGACAGUUGGUUGAGCGGCUUGGACGACCUCUGGAACUGGAUACUGAUGGUAUUUGGUGCAUGCUUCCUGCCACAUUUCCGGAGAACUUUGCUUUCAAGCUCAAAAAUGGCAAAAAGCUCAACGUCUCAUACCCGUGUGUCAUGCUGAACCACUUGGUCCAUGACAAAUUCACAAAUCACCAAUAUCAGACUCUGACAGACCCAAAGACGUUCAAGUACGAGACUCAUAGCGACAACUCCAUUUUCUUUGAGGUCGAUGGUCCCUACAAAGCUAUGAUUUUGCCCACUUCGAAGGAAGAGGACAAGAACUUGAAGAAGAGAUAUGCUGUCUUCAACGAUGACGGCAGCCUUGCUGAAUUGAAGGGCUUCGAGGUCAAGAGACGUGGCGAGCUGAAGCUCAUCAAAAUCUUCCAGCAACAAAUUUUCAAGUUCUUUCUCGAAGGUGAAGAUCUGACACAGUGUUACGCAGCAGUGGCGAAGGUAGCCAACAGGUGGUUAGAUGUUCUCCACAGCAAGGGGUCGACUUUGGCGGACGAAGAGCUGAUGGAGCUGAUUUCCGAGAAUCGAAGCAUGUCAAAAACACUGGAGGAAUAUGGAAGCCAAAAGUCAACGAGUAUCACCACUGCGAAACGUUUAGCCGAUUUUUUGGGAGAGCAAAUGGUCAAAGACAAGGGUUUGAACUGCAAGUUCAUCAUCUGCUCUCGGCCUAGAAAUGCUCCUGUCACUGAGCGAGCUAUCCCGGUCGCCAUCUUCUCUGCUGAAGAAUCGGUCAAGCGUACAUAUCUGAAGAAGUGGCUCAAAGAGGAACCCUCCGACACCGAUCCCCGUGCCCUCUUGGACUGGGACUACUAUCUCGAGCGACUGGGGUCCGUCAUCCAGAAGCUCAUCACCAUUCCGGCUGCGCUGCAGAAAGUUCGCAAUCCCGUUCCGCGUGUGGCCCAUCCUGACUGGCUUCAGCGACGAAUCAACAUCAAGAACGACAAGAUGAAGCAACGAAAGCUUACUGAUGUAUUUCACAAAGAGCCUCUCAGUGAUAUUACCAAUCUCAGCGGCUCUCGCAUGGAUGACAUGGAAGACUACGGCGCUAAGCUGCUCAAGCCAAAGCCGUUUAAUGAGGCCAUUGCGGCUUCGCAGCCAGCUGCUACCGCACAAAAGCGCAAAUUACCAGAACCUGUUGAAAAUGCCGAUCCGAUGGCAGCCCUCCCGAAGUCCAUGCCUGGCUUAUCGGAAGACUACGUUGGCUUUUUGGAGUACCAAAAAAAGAAAUGGAAGCUCCAGAAACAGGCCCGUAUUCGUCGUCGCCAAUUGUUUGGUGAGAGGAGGGGCAAUGCCGGAAGCAACCUCCAACAGACUUUCAUGAAGCAAGCGCACAUGACCUUUAUGAGCACCUGGCAGCUACUUCAGCUUCGCGCAACAGAUACUCCUGGCAUCGUGACUGCUUUUGUCCUCAUCGAUGCCAAGAUUCAUACUCUCAAGGUUCGCGUGCCCCGGCAAGUGUUCCUAAAUCUGCGCAGUAAAGAUCUUCCCGAUGUCGAGAUUGAUGGGUGUGAGGUUGAGCAAGUUAACUACACUUUACCCAACGGCCAUCCGUCUACCCAUCUUUUCAAACUCACGGUUCUCGAGGACACGUACUACAACGAAGCAGACAAAUUCUCUCUCCUGUUCAAUCACCCCAGUGUUGAAGGCGUCUAUGAGAAGCAGAUUCCUCUCAACGUUCGCGCUGUGCUCCGUCUAGGCAACAUGUGCACGAUUGAUGAGCAACAAAAUGCCGUGCUUGGCAAAGGCCUGGAGCAUGGUUUUGAUCUUGGCGGCCUCAAGCGACCCGCCAAAGCAAGAACAUACCUGGACUCAUCGCCGCUAGCCUACAUCUACGUCUCUCAUAUCACUGCUGGCGAUCGCCAGAUCUUUGGUGUCUUUUCGACUACGUCGGACAAGGCCAGUGUCAUCAUUCUACAGAAGAACCGCGACUCUGGACAGGAUAUGCCAAACAUUACUCGCAUGUACUCUGAAAUGCUCGCAAAGCGAGCGGAAGAGGCUGCCGGAACCAACUGGCAAGACUGCUUCACGUACCAGGAGCAGGUCAAUUUCAAGAUUACGCAGGUGACUACGAGACGCAAGGCCCAUCUCGAAAUCGGGGACGUCAUCAAGCAAAUGCGCAAGGAUGAGCAUCGACCACAGAUGAUGAUCAUUCAGUCUUCGCAGCGCAAUUUGCUGGUUCAUGAUGUUCCUGUGCUAGGGGAGUUCCCGAUUCUACCCCUCAGAUAUGAUGUGGCAGAUAGCUCGCUGCCGCCUCUGGGUUGGCAAGCUGUUGUUGCUAGACGUCUUGUUGGACACUACCUUGGCCUUGGCUCUUGGGUUCUGCAUCUCACGGCUCUCGCUCGCUACGGGGAAGUGCCGUUGUGCAACUUGGAAAGAGACGACCCUCGAUACCUGAUUGACAUUGCAUAUGCCAGGCGCCUACAAGCGAACAAUAUUGUGCUAUGGUGGUCACCAGGCCCCCGUCCCGACCAUGCAGGCCAUGAAAAGGACGACUUGGUUGGGCCUCUCGAUGUCGUCAAAAUGCCGAAUGUCAACAAGCCUGGCACGUACUCGUCUGUCUGUAUCGAUUUGGAUGUUCGAAACCUCGCAAUCAAUACCAUCUUGACUUCAUCCCUGGUCAAUGAGCUUGAAGGUGCGGAUUCAGUGUCAUUUAACCCUUCCGCAGAUGGCUCGGACAGCUUGGCAUCCGAGAACGCAUUUUCAAAUGCCGGUGUCCAGGUUCUGCGGGAAAUGGUCAAAGCUUGGUGGACUGAAGCCUGCCGAGGCAGUACAAUGGCAGAUGUCCUCGUCCAGCACUUGGUUCGCUGGGUUGAAAAUCCAGACUCGUUCAUGUACGACCGUGCUUUGCACUACUACGUGCAGAUGAUGUCACGAAAAGCUUUCCAACAGCUCAUGGGUGAUUUCCGUCGCGUUGGCUCUCAGGUUGUGUUUGCUAACGCGAACCGACUCAUUCUGCAAACUACCAAAGCCGAGGUUGGCAAUGCUUUCGCUUACAGUCAAUACAUUAUCAAGUCCAUCAGAAGCAAGCCGUUAUUCCAUUUUAUCGAUCUGGAGAUUAAGGAAUACUGGGACUACUUGGUUUGGUACGACGAAUUCAACUAUGGCGGCAAAGCCUGCCAAGAGGUUGUUGAGGCUGAUGAGCAGCCUUUGGAGACGAUCAUGCACUGGCAAAUGGCUGCAUUCUUGCCGAAGCGCCUUGAGCCGAGCUUUCAAACAUGGGUCAUUGAGUUCAUUGAGUUGAUGCACGGUCUAAAGCGUCAAGCAAUCAACGAUCCAGACUCGACGCCUAGACUGACGCAGCUGCCGAAUCGCAACAAAGAAAAGGAAGAAGGGCAGAUGAUCCUCGGCAAGAGCUAUGAAAAGCCGCUUAAGAAGGCGAUUUCUGGUUUGAUUGCCCAGCAGAAGCGAGAGUUGAUGCACCCGGAGCUUGCGGGAGAUUACUCAUUCCCGGACCUACCGGGCUCUCAUUUGCGUCCGCGCAAUGCAAUCCUCGAGCUCGUCAAGUCCCUCAUGCAGAUUCUUUCCUUGGAUAAAAACAUUACUCUUGAAGCACGACUCUUGCGCAAAGAGCUACUCGCCCUUUUCGACGUCAGAGAGUUCUCUAAAGAGGGCACCUUUACGAAUCCAUCAGAGAGCCUGAAACUGCCUCAAUUCUCGUGCGACAGCUGCACCAUGGCCCGCGACCUGGAUUUCUGCCGAGAUGAAGAUUUACUGAGCGCAGGCGGUAGUGUCAGCGGAGCUGGCUGGGACUGUACCUUUUGCGGCGCCGAGUACGAUCGCGUGGCAAUCGAGGAGCGACUGUUGGCCAUGGUUGAGAGCUGGACGGUCGAAUGGACAACGCAAGAUCUCAAGUGUACACGCUGCAACGCGCUGCGCUUGAAUGACUUUAUGGAGCACUGCACCUGCAGUGGUGAAUGGAAGGAGACGGUGUCCAGAGAGGAUAUUGGCCGCAAGCUCAGUGUCGUUCGUCGCGUGGCCAAGUAUUACGGCCUGCGUAUGCUGUCAGAUGUUGCUACUCGUUUCAGCGAGGCCAUUUAG